AUUUCUUGAUCCUUUUGGGUGUCCAUCUAUUUACCUUACAGGGUCAGAUAUGAUGGAAGGAGUUGAGUGUGCUGUUGGCAAUGUGUAUGCUACAGACCAGCUAGCUGUCACGUAUCUUGGCAGAAAGGACAAAGUCCGUCUAGUGUUGAAUGGAAAAGGUAUCUUUGCAAAUGUUUUGGGAAAUCUCAAAGAAAGACUUGAGUUCAGUCUAAAACUGGUAAUGCUCCUGGCACUGAGGUAUGCCAUUGCUGGGCAGAUGAAAGCCAUUGAAUGCCUCUUGCAAGACAGUGAAGAAAGACUCUUUAAUGGUUCUCCAGUGGUGGAUGUAGUCAGCACCGUGGAGCAAAAAGGACAAAGCAAAACAACGGUUAAAGGACAAGCUUCUCUGAGUUUAAACUCCACCCAUAAGAUCAAACCAGAUUUCUCCUUGGUAAUCCAUGGUGGGGCAGGAGAGGAAAUGAUGCUGAAUCAGAAGGUGACUGAAGUCAUUGAGUUUGCCCUUCAAACAGCUCUAACUCUUGGAGCACAAGUGCUUAUCCACGGAGGUAGUAGUCUGGAGGCAGUACAAAAAAGUGUGGUUGCAUUGGAAGACUGUUUCUUGUUCAAUGCUGGCAAGGGGUCAGUGUAUAACAGGGAUGGAGAGCAUGAAAUGGAGGCCACUGUUGUGGAUGGACAUGGGAAGAACUCUGGAUCAGUGGCUUGUCUGCGUAAAGUAAAAAACCCAAUAAAAGCUGCCCGUUGUGUAAUGGAAAAAAGUGUGCACUCUUUAUUGACAGGAAAAGGUGCAGAGGAGUUUUUGGACAGUCUUGGAGAAAAAGAAACAGGAAUGAAAUCCGAGUACUUUGACACCGAUGUAAGAUACAAGGAAUUAAUGAUUAAGUCAGGUGGUAGCAAAAAUAACCAUCCUCAAACAGUUGGUGCAGUUGCAAUGGAUAAGUGGGGCAAGUUAGCAGCAGCCACAUCCACUGGAGGUUUAGUUGGCAAAUGGAAAGGCAGAGUCGGUGACACAGCUAUAGUCGGGGCGGGCGUAUAUGCUGAUAAGAAACUUGCAGUGACAUGCUCUGGUGAUGGCGAUGCCUUUUUACGUAAAACAGUUGCUCACAAAGUAGCCAGUUUAUACAACCUUAAGGGUUACAGUCUCAGACAGGCUUGUCAGGAAGUAAUCCAUGACGAUCUGGAAGGAAAGUGUGCUGGAAUUAUUGCUGUAGACCAUGACGGAGAAACUGUUAUUGAAACUAACGCAGCCGUGAUGUUUGUCGCUUCAGUCGUCAAUGGCAUUCGUCGAACCGAAGUUUUACGACCUAUGAAGAGCUUUUCAAAUGUGAUUUGGGAAACUGAUGAAUUGGUAGCUUAUUUACAGUCUAAUCCUUGGACCCAAGGAGCUACUGUUCUCACUCGAAAGACCCUAAAUGGACCCAGUAGCAUCUUUCAGUUAGCACUACCUGACUAUGUAUCAAUGCUGCAGGGGGCACGGACGAUUGCUAAUCUCCUUUGUAAGAAACUUGGUGUGCACCGCUGUGCACUUGUGUCCAUGCCAGAACUUGAUAAACCCGCUUACAUUAAGAUCUUACCUCUCCAUGGACUAGAACCUAACUGGAAACCUCACUUAGCUGUGGAAACUGAGUUCAAUGCUUACGACCCUGGUUACUGUAGCUCCAAAAGUGGUCCAUGUUGUGAAGAUACCAUUCUUGACCAAAUGCAGGCGAAAAUCUGCUCACACCUCCCUACGCCCAAUGCCCCUUUUAGCUUUGAUUUUCAUGGAGAGCUUCCAGAUACUGGCCUAUUCCCACGCAUAAUUCGUGGUGAGGAAAAACAUUGGCGUAUCUGGGAAGACAACAAACAUGUAGCAUUUCUUACUCCAUUUCCAAAUGCACCAGGCUUUACAGUUCUAGUGCCACGAAAACCACUGAGCAGUGACAUAUUCCGUUUGGAUGAGAGUGACUACAUAGCGCUAAUUGUGGCUGCACGGAGGGUUUCUCACCUUUUGCAAGAGGGUAUAAAUGCCCAUGGUGUAGCUCUCAUAUUUGAAGGACUGGAAAUCGACUAUGCCCAUGCUAAACUAAUUCCAUUAGUUUCUCAGCCUAAUGGCAUAAAGCCCCAAGCUGUGGCUCCUCAGUUCUGCCAGACUUACACUGGAUAUGUAACAUCUGUAGAUGGUCCCCCAAUCAGCCCAGAGGAUCUUACGGAGAUCCACAAUAAGAUCACAAAAAGCACACCGCCUCACUCCUGGGAAAACCCCUUGACCCAUGCUACAUCAGCCAUCAAGAGCAAAUGGUACCGCAAUCUCUUUAAAAUCCAAAACACCCUUUUUCACAGCACCGUAGAGUACUUCCACAACAAAUGCAAGUAUUCAUAUGCAUUGACGCCAGUCACCACAGACACAGUUUCCUCUCCAAUGGGCCUGGGCUCAGAUUCAGAGCCUGUGUUUGUCAGCAUGCUGGGCCAAGAUGUAUAUCUGGCUGACUCCAUGCAAUUUGUAUUGGAGUACUUUUUGAGAUUUCAGGAUGGUCUUCCUGGGGCUUACUAUGUGUCCCCCAGUUUCAGAGGGGAGGAUCCUGAUGCUACGCAUGUUAACCAGUUCUACCAUGUCGAGUGUGAGCUACUUGGUGACAUGGAUGCUGCCAUAAGCAUAGCUGAAGGCUAUGUUGCCCAUUUGACAAAGGCAAUGCUGAAGGAACAUUCAAACCUUAUAUUAAAUACAGCUGGUACUCUAUCCCAUGUCCAUAAACUACUAAAAAGUUUAAAAGAACCUCUUCCACAAAUAACCCUGGACCAAGCCAUUGAAAUAAUGCCUUCUACUGAUUGCCUUGAAUGGGUUCAAGAAGGACAACCUCAUUUUGGCAGAAAAUUAACACGUAAAGGAGAAAAGGUUUUAAUCGAGAAGUAUGAUGGUGCUGUUUGGCUGACAGAAAUGGACCAUCUUGGAGUGCCCUUUUACCAAGCAUAUGUUGAAGGUUCAGGGAGGAGCAAAGCCAAGGCAGCAGACCUACUCUUUGGAUUAGGAGAGACAGUAGGGCUUGGGGAACGUCACUCCUUACCUGAAAUGGUAAGAGAAGCCUUACAACACCAUGCCGUACCAGAAGAUUCAUACAAGUGGUACAUCAACAUGCGUGAAGUUAUCCCUCUUUCUACAAGUGGAUGGGGUAUGGGCACAGAAAGAUACCUAUGCUGGCUUCUCCAGCACAAUGAUGUCAGAGACAUGCAAAUUAUACCCAGACUAAAGGCAAAAAAGUACAUGCCUUAAAACAGUGUUUCCCAACCAGGGGGUCGGGGUCCAUAGCAUUAAAAUAAGCUAAAACAAGUAAAAAUCAAGAUGUUUCUUAUUUUAGAAGUGAAUAUACAUCUGUCUAGUCAUUCCAAGUUCUAUUUAAUUUUAUGUGAAAAAAACUGAGUGAGUGGGGGCCUUGAAGUGAUAAAGGUUGGGAACCACUAUGUCUUUGCCAAACUCAGAAUAAGGUCUUGUUAUUAAAAUAGAUUAGUAAUAGAUUGACAUACCCAGUAUUAAUGGAAAAUAUGGUCUUUAUUUUCAGCAAACAUUUGUAAAUAUCAGCUUUGAUAUGUGGCUAAUAAAACAAAACUACACAAAAUCUCAGAUGGCUGAUUUUUUAUUAUUAUAAAUUAUAUUAUUAUAAUAAAUUAUAAUAUUUUAAAAUCCAUUCAGCUGAUCUCCGGGUCUGGCGCUACCACUUUUAGCAUAGCUUAGCAUAAUCCAUUGAAUCUGAUUAGACCAUUAGCAUCACGCUCAAAAAUAACCAAAGAGUUUCAAUAUUUUUUCUAUUUAAAACUUGACUCUCCUGUAGUUACAUUGUGUACGAAGACUGACAGAAAAUUAAAAUUUGUGAUUUUCUAGGCCGAUAUGGCUAGGAACUAUACUCUCAUUCUGGCGUAAUAAUCAAGGACUUUGCUGCCGUAACAUGGUUGCAGUAGGCGCAACGAUAAGCAGCGCCUGAAAAUAGUACCGUUGGUAACAUUCAAUAACCAAGUGGUACAGCCAGACCCGGAGAUCGGCUAUAUGGAUUCCAAAACGGUAAAUAUCAAAUGUUUAACUCUAGAGGAGCUGGAAAAUGAGCCUAUUUUCAAAAAAAGUGGAGUGUCGCUUUAACAUUUCAUCUUAAAAUAUAUACUGUUAGCUAGUUUGCAUAUAUAUAAUAAUGAAUGUCGUGUAAAACUCUUGAAAAUGUAUCAAUAAAAUGCUGAUAAUUUUUCUUUUAAUGUUUUAUGAUAAA
Paramisgurnus dabryanus is the source of this 4226-nucleotide messenger RNA. The record is from RefSeq and is a predicted model, not a curated record. Lineage: Eukaryota; Metazoa; Chordata; Actinopteri; Cypriniformes; Cobitidae.